AAAGAGUCGUUUGAAGACGAGGCUUCGGAACACGACUCCCUCGCGAGGCUCCACGUUGAGCGGAUCGCAGCGCGCGCGCUGGAACUAAGAUUAAAGUUAAACUAGUUACAGAUGAAACGCGCCGAACAGCUUUGCGUUUUUCCCGCCAGGUUUCCUCUGUGAUCGCGUGUGUCCUCCCUCCUGCUGUGUGUGUGUUCAGAGCUCUGCCCCGGUGGUGUUACACUGGGAAGAGAAAGUUUGUAUCGAGUGCUGGAGAAGUUUCAGGUUUUCUCCUACACAGAGCUGGAAGGAGAAAAAAAAAAACCGACUUGCAACUUGGACAAAACCUGAAAAAGUCGGAUUCGGGAUUAUUCUUAAAGGUGUGAAUAUCUGAAGGCUCCUUCCACACCUUCUGGACAUCUGACAGGUGGUGGUCUUCAAUCAGCUGCUGGAGAGGAGAACCAGGGAAGAGCAUGCGGAGCAUGUGGAGCAGGAAAGCUCUGGAUUAUGGUGACUGGGAGACACUAUGAGAGAGUGUGUGUGGUGUGUGGAGUGUGUGUGUGUCCUGGUUGGAGGUAGUGUUUGCCUCUGAUGGAGUUGCAGGCGAUCUGUGGCCUGCUCUACUGCGUCCUGCUGCCCACUGCACUGCUGGCAGCUUCUCUGUUUCGCUACAACGCCCUUUCUUUAGUCUACCUUCUGUAUCUGCUGCUGCUGCCAUGGUUCACCAGGCCCAACAAACAUACAGCACGAGGACACACAGGGCGAUUUGUCAUUGCUUUGUUCAGCACCAGUCUGCUGUUCCUCCUCGCUCAUGUCUCCUUCCAGAUCUGUCUCUUUACCGUCCCGGGCCUGGAUGAUGCUCUGGGACACAACUGUAGCACAUGGGAGACUCUGGCGAGGCACAUCGGGGUCUCCAGAAUAUCACUGGAUGAUCCCUUGAACGCUGUGCGUCUCCUGUCCCCGGACCUGGGCGUGUUCAUCAUGUCUCUGAUCACCAUGGUGCUGUGUAAGCGCUUGCUAAAGAGGCCAGAUGGAGACCCGGUGGAACACGGCUUCCAUCAAGAGGAGCCCCAAACAGAUGAUGAAGUAGAGGAGGAGGAUGAAGAGGGUGAUGAUGAUGAGGAUGAAGAGGACAGGAAGGAGGAGAAGACCAGAGGACCGGCUCAGCUGUGUGCUCAGCUCAGAGCUACAAUCCAGCGAUUUCUCCACAAUAUGGGCAGAGUUCUGGCCAUCAUACUGCUGGGGCUGGCUGGUAUCACGUUGCCCUCGGCUUUCUCCUCCGUCUACUUCCUGCUCUUCAUCAUAGUGUGUACCUGGUGGGCCUGCCACCUUCCCAUCAGCCACCUGGGCUUCAAUGCGCUGUGUGUGAUGGUGGGCUUGUUCACAGCCGGACACUUGGUGUGUCUGUAUUUGUACCAGAGUACAGUGGCACAGAGCUUCCUCACCCCGAGCAGCCUGUGGGCCAGACUUUUUGGCCUGAAGAACAUCGUUAGACCUUUUAAUUGCUCCUCCCACUCCGAUGACCUCAUAUUCAACACGGAGCAUGAUUGGCCGGUGUACCUCAACCCAGGCAUCCUCUUUCUCCUCUACAUCAGCGUGGUAACGGUCCUGAAGAUGAGCAUUCCUGGGCACGUGGAUAAGAAAGAGGGUGUGGGAGAGGAGGUGGAGCUUAUGCUAUGGGGGACGGACCAAAAAACCCCUGAAGAUGACACUAAGAGAAUGUUGCUGACUUCAGGUGAAAGUCCUGGACAGGAAACUGACACGAACGAUGCCAAAGCCCACGGCACCAACGGUUCCAGUCAACAAGACCUCGGUCCCAGUACAGAAACAGAGCAGCAGCAGGACAGUCCUAUACGAUUAGCAGGGAGGAUGAUCAUGCAGCAGAGUUACAUCGGUGCUCUCAUCGCUAUGAUGGUAUGGAGUAUCACCUAUCACAGCUGGUUGACGUUUGUGCUGCUCUUAUGGGCGUGUGUGAUCUGGAUGCUUCGAGCUCGCCGCCACUUCGCCAUGCUCUGCUCGCCCUUCCUCCUGCUCUACGGCCUCGUCCUCUGCAGCCUGAACUAUGUCUGGGCCAUGGACCUGGAGCAUGAACUUCCAAAACAUCUGGGCUCUAUGAGCCUGAGGCAGAUGGGACUGGACCGAGCACCUUAUCCCUGUCUACGUCUGGGAGCCAUGCUGCUGUUCAUGCUGACAUUCUGGCUGCUUUUACGACACUCAGUAAAGGAUAAGUUUGGGAGGAAGAAGAAGCAGAGCGUCCCGCUUGAGGAGGUCACUACUGGAGAGGCCGCAGGUCAUGAUGACUCCAUCUUAAAGCUGCUCGGGAGGGUGGUGAUGAGUCUUUAUGCCAAGUAUUGGAUCUAUGUGUGUGGAGGAAUGUUCAUCAUGGUGAGCUUUGCUGGGAAACUGGUGGGCUAUAAGAUCGUCUACAUGCUCCUGUUUCUGCUCUGCAUGUGCCUCUACCAGGUGUACUACUCCCUAUGGAGAAGGCUCCUAAAGCCAUUCUGGUGGUUGGUGGUGGCCUACACCAUGUUGGUUCUCAUUGCCAUCUACACCUACCAGUUUGAGGACUUCCCACACUACUGGAGGAACUUCACCGGCUUCACAGAAGACCAGCUCGCAGACAUCGGCCUCGAGACGUUCAAGCUCUCCGAGUUGUUCAGCAGUAUUUUGAUUCCUGGUUUCUUCUUGCUGGCAUGCAUCCUGCAGCUGCACUACUUCCACAAGUCGUUCAUGAAGAUCACGGAUCUGGAGAACAUCGCACCACUGCACAGAAAGAGGUCUGCCCUCAAGAAGGAUGGCGUAGGCUUUGAGGAGGAAGAUCUAACAGCAGAGCUGGGAGAUGAUGAAUCAGAAGAUGGAGUGAUGGUUCCCAGUAAGUGGGGUCUGGUGAUGGACAGACUCAUGGUGCUCUUUAGGAAGUUCCUGGACAUCCUUACCCACGUUGAGGUUUUUCUCUGGCGUGUCCUGGAGUUCCACAUCUUCAAAAUCGUUGCUCUGUUUGUCAUCUGGGUGGCGCUUGCAGAGCCGUCUGUGAUGAACUUGGUGUUGGUUGUAUUGUGGUCAUUCGCGAUGCCCUUCACCCGGUUCAGACCCAUGGCCUCUUGUCUAUCUACCGUCUGGGUUUGUGUCAUCAUCGUCUGCAAGAUGCUCUACCAGCUCAGCAUCGUCAAACCUGAGGAGUACUCCAACAACUGUACAGUGCCUCUGACUAAUGAGACGAGCCUGAACGCUGAUGAGAUCCUGAGCUCCACGCUUUACAAAGCACCUGUAGAUCCAGCUAACUGGUUUGGCUUCAGGAAGGCCACAACUGCUUUGGGCUACAGUAAGAACCAUCUGAUGGUGCUGCUGUUACUGGUAUUCGAGGUGACCGUGUACCGCCACCAGAUCCACCACUUCAAGCAGAUCCAGCGCACUCCUCCGUCCAUCCAGGCUAUCUUCCCACAAUCCACACGCGACAAACUGGACGAGGGGAUCCUGCCGUGCAUCAGAUACCUCCUCAACUUCGGCUUCUUCAAGUUUGGCCUUGAGCUCUGCUUCCUGAUGACCGUGAAUGCGAUUGGCCAGCGCAUGAACUUUCUGGUGAUUAUCCACGGAUGCUGGUUGGUCGCCAUCAUGGUGCGGCGGCGCCGCGAAGCCAUCGCUCAGAUUUGGUCGAAAUACUGCAUCUUCCUGGUCAUCUUUAUGAUCUAUCAGUACAUCCUGUGUGUGGGAAUGCCUCCUGCUCUCUGUAUCGACUACCCCUGGAGAUGGAAAAACUCAGUCACCAUUAACUCCGCUCUAAUUAAAUGGAUCUACCUGCCCGAUUUCUACAUGAUCCCCAAAUCCAAGAACCUCAUUGCGGACUUCCUGCUGCUCAUGUGCGCCUCGCUGCAGUGGGCGGUUUUCGAGAACGAGAAGAAAGAGGAAUGGAUGGUGAUGGGAGGAGAGAAUAAGGACAACCCUGACCCCAUGGAGGACAUGCUGUUUAACCCAGCACCGAAUUUCACCAACUGCAGAUCGUACCUGGACAUGGCGAAGGUCCUGGUGUUCCGCUACAUGUUCUGGUUCGUGUUGGCCGUGGUGUUUGUGACGGGCUCGACUCGGAUCAGCGUGUUCGGUCUGGGCUAUCUCAUGGCCUGCUUUUUUUUCCUGCUGUACGGCAGGCGGUUGAUGGUCAAACCCUCGCGGACACGCCUGCUCAUGUGGGACUGCCUCAUCAUCUACAACGUGGGAGUCAUCAUCUCCAAGAAUGUUCUGUCUAUCCUGGCCUGUGUGUUUGUAGCUGAGAUGCAGGCCCGGUUCUGCUGGGUGAUCCAACUUUUCAGUCUCGUCUGCACAGUCAAAGGCUACUAUGAUCCCACAUCUCUGAGUGGUAAGGAGUGCAGUUUGCCUGUUGAGGAAGCAGGCAUUAUCUGGGACAGCAUCUGCUUCUUCUUCCUCCUACUGCAGAGGAGAGUCUUCCUCAGUUUCUACUUCGUGCAUGUGACUGCAGAUCUGCAGGCGUCUGCUCUACAGGCAUCACGGGGAUUCGAGUUGUUUAACGCCAGCAUUAUAAAGAAUGUGCGUUUUUAUCAGCAGACAGAGAAGAAAUCCAUUCAGCAGCUGAAGCGCUCGAUGAAGCGAAUCCGUGACAAGCAGCAGCGCUAUAAAGAGGGACGGAAACUUUCUGAAAAAGAGCAGCAGACGUCAGAGUCCCAGGAAGAGAAGAAGGAGAGGAAGAAGAAAAAAGAUUGGCAUCGGCCCUGGAUAGAUCAUGCAACUGUACUGCAUUCUGGGGAUUACUACUUGUUUGAAUCAGACAGUGAGGAUGAGGAGGUCUUAGAAGAGGAGCAGAAACAGUACAAACAGACUGCAUUUCAGUUGGCGUACCAGGCAUGGGUGACGAGCGCUAAACAGGCACUACGAGAGCGACAACAGAGACAGAAGGAACAGAGACUGGAGCGGGAGAGACACCAGGAGAUUUCCCAGACCUCCUCAGAUGUCGUCGAGGAUGAAGAUCCGGUUUUUGAACAACAGGAAUCUCAACAGGAAGAGGAAGCAGAGCAGGAGGAAGUAAUGGAAGUGGAAGUAGAGGAAGGUGAGGAGUCAGGUUCCAGCAGCGAUACAGUGCAGAGGAUCCUGGAUGUUCUAAAGUUCUUGUGGGUGCUCUGCUUGGCCAUGGUGGACAGCUUCACACUGUGGCUCAACCUGCUCAACAAGCAGCAUGUGGACACCUCAACCGUCCUGUGUGAGGAACGCUACCUGCUCAUCCACAAUAUCAGCCAGGUCAGGCACGACCUGACACGACAGAGGCAUGCAAGCGAGCCCACGGAUGACCAGCUGUCUGAGGACAGUGAAAGCCUCACUCUGGACACGUGUCUGGACGAGACCGAUACUGACCUUCUCAACAUCAGCCGUACUGCCAGUGCUGAUGAGCUCGAUGGUAUCACUGAGUUUGAGGAGCUGCGACCCCACAGCGGCAUGACUCUGUGCUCACAGCCCACUGUGGACCUGGAGUCAGAAACGCACUCCCCACGGCACCAACGCAAAUCCAGAACCGCCAGUGAACUUCUCAAAGACAGGCACUACGUAAUCGAGGAACUGAUUGAGAGUCGAGCGUUCUACACUACUCAGAACCGGCCGCUGAAGCUCAUUUUCGCGCUGUGUAACGCCGUGGCCGCGCACUCUGAGCUUGUCUGCUACUUCAUUAUGGUUCUGAACAACGUGGUCACGGCCUCGGUCAUAUCGCUGGUGCUGCCCGUCCUCAUCUUCCUGUGGGCCAUGCUGUCGGUGCCGCGGCCCUCAAAGAGGUUCUGGAUGACUGCUAUCGUUUACACGGAGGUCAUGGUGGUCCUGAAGUACCUCUUCCAGUUCGGUUUCUUCCCCUGGAACAGCGAAUAUGAGAUGAGACUGAACGAGAACAAGCCUUACUUUCCUCCGCGGAUUCUCGGCCUGGAAAAAACCGACAACUACAUCCGCUAUGACCUGCUACAGCUCCUGGCUCUUUUCUUCCACCGAUCUUUGCUCCAGCGUUACGGUCUGUGGGAUCAUGAGGGGCCUCUGGAGGAGGAGAAGGAGAAGAAGAAGAAAGCUGAAGAGGUGACUGAGGACAAAACCCUGGAAGCAGAACCCGAACCGGAUGCAAACACAGAAAACCAGACGGAGCCCGAGGAGAACCAACAUGCAGAAAUCACACCUGAACCUGAAGAGCCCAAGAAAAAAAGCAGAUUCCUGCGUUUCCGCAAAAAGAAGUCCGUAGAUAAAGACGCCGCCGCAAAAGAAGCCAAGAAGAAGAAGAAGAAGGUUAAAGGUCAGCGAAGAAAGGAAGCCGGCAUAAAGCUCAAAGCUUUUGGGGAGAAACUUAAAGGCUUUUUCAUCUCUGUCGUGAGGAGCAUUUAUAAACCCACACAGACGUUCAUCCACAACAUCCUGCAUACUGAGUACCGAGCGGCUACUGAUGUCUACGCUCUGAUGUUCCUCACCGACGUGGUGGAUUUCAUCGUCGUCGUGUUCGGCUUCUGGGCUUUCGGAAAACAUUCAGCUGCUACAGAUAUCGCCAGCACACUUUCAGACGACCAGGUUCCCGAAGCGUUCCUCGUCAUGCUCCUCAUUCAGUUCAGCACCAUGGUCAUCGACCGCGCUCUCUACCUGCGCAAAGCCGUGCUUGGAAAACUCAUCUUCCAGGUCAUCCUAGUGCUGGGCAUCCACAUCUGGAUGUUCUUCAUUCUCCCUGCAGUCACUGAGAGGAUGUUCAGCCAGAAUUUCGUGGCCCAGCUCUGGUACUUUGUCAAGUGCAUUUACUUCACUCUGUCUGCGUACCAGAUCCGCUGCGGCUACCCGACUCGCAUCCUUGGGAACUUCCUCACGAAGAAGUUCAACCACCUCAACCUCUUCCUCUUUCAAGGGUUCCGUUUGGUUCCAUUCCUGGUGGAGCUGCGGGCCGUAAUGGACUGGGUCUGGACCGACACCACUCUGUCUCUCUCCAACUGGAUGUGUGUGGAGGACAUUUAUGCAAACAUCUUCAUCAUAAAGUGCAGUCGAGAGACUGAGAAGAAAUAUCCUCAACCAAAGGGUCAGAAAAAGAAGAAGAUAGUGAAGUAUGGAAUGGGUGGAAUCAUCAUCUUUUUCCUCAUCUGCAUCAUCUGGUUUCCACUACUCUUCAUCUCUUUGGUCAGAUCAGUUGUGGGGGUGGUCAACCAUCCAGUAGAUGUAACUGUGGCAUUCAAGUUGGGAGGUUAUGAGCCCCUGUUUACGAUGAGUGUUCAGCAACCGUCUAUCCACCCUUUCACCGAAAAGGAUUACGAUCGUCUCACUGAGCAGUUUAAAAGUAACGCCGUGGCCAUGCAGUUCAUAACGCUGUACAGCUACGAGGACAUCGUUACAGCCAACAUUGAAGGCAGCUCCGGCUCGGUGUGGAGAAUCAGCCCCCCCAGCAGACAGGAACUGAUCAAAGAGCUGCUGAACAGUCCGGCAGACAUAACGCUACGUCUGGCCUGGAACUUCCAGAGGGACUUGGGGAAAGGGGGGACGGUGGAAAACACUUAUGACAAGCACUCCAUUAAUUUGGAACCUGGAGACCCUGUGAGAGCAGACCUCGCGUCGCUGCUGCUCGGGAAUCGCACGGAGCCCGUCCGAGUCUCUCACAUAUUCCCAAACUACAUCAGAGCCCCGAACGGAGCCGAGGCCAAACCUGUCAGCCAGCUGUACCAGGGAGAUGAGGAGGGCUAUCAGGACGUGACGCUCUCUCUGAUGAGGGAUGGAUCCCUGAACGGCACAGGAGCUCAGGAGUGGUGGGACAUCAGUAUCGCAGACUGCGACGUGUCUGCAGGAGCCUGCGGGGUUUUACCCAUGGUCAUCUUUAAUGAUAAAGUCAGCCCACCCAGCCUGGGCUUCUUGGCUGGAUAUGGGAUCAUGGGUCUGUACGUUUCCGUCGUGCUGGUGAUCGGCAAGUUCGUGCGUGGUUUCUUCAGCGAGAUCUCCCACUCCAUCAUGUUCGAGGAGCUUCCGUGCGUCGACCGCAUCCUCAAGCUGUGCACGGACAUCUUCCUGGUGCGCGAGACGGGCGAACUGGAGCUUGAGGAAGAGCUCUACUCCAAAAUCAUCUUCCUCUACCGAUCACCAGAGACUAUGAUCAAAUGGACCAGGGAGAAGGACAACUAGCGUCGCGCUAUUUACAGACUGCCCUCAGCGUGGAGCGGCUCGGUGCAGGAACGUCCUGCGCUCAUGUCCUUCUCUUUAGGCCUUUUAGGACCCUGCUGGAUGUGCAGAACUUCAGGGCGAAUUCUCCGCUGUGAAUGUGAUGGCGUUUCAAUGAAUUGCAGAUGUUUUUCCUGAGCUGCACGGGGCGGUGUUUGUGUUUAUGAGACGAACAAGAAGUCAGGUUCUGAAAACUGACCUUAAAAAAAAGCUGAAAUUAAUUUCAGAAACGCGCCCAAUUCUGACCUUUAGUGAGGAAACACUACGGUAACGUAACGAUAGUCAACUGCUGGGAGAGAACAAAGAACACACACUAAAACUGUUUACAUAAAGAACGCACCAUGCAGGAAAACUUACUUACAAAUGGUUAUUUUUGGGAGAAAAUGUAUGACUUGAAGUUGGUGCAGGAAAAGAAACGGCUGUACGUUAGAGCAGUGUUCCUGAAACGUUCCCCUCUUUAGUUUUGCACUGUAGUUAGAACACUGGUAUUGUGAGAACAACGUCCUCAAAUCACUCGUGUGGUUCCUCGUCAGCGACGUCGCCUCGCCGCUCCAGUGCAAAACUAAAGCAGGAAACGCAAACCCGUUUCUUCUGAAUGACUACCGGGGGGAGGGGAGGGGAGGGGGAUAGAGAGAGAUAUAUAGAAAAAUGUUUUAUGCCAAACUGUUCCUUUAAAUUACACUUUUGACAUUUUUACAAAACAGUACACAAACCAUUUCAUUUUCAAUAACGGGAGGGUUUUACUGCGCAGGUUAUUCGCCUUUAUAUUUAUUCACACGGGCCUCGUUUUCUAAAAAUGACCUUGAAAUGCUGAUUUUAUUUUAAUUUUUUUUUCAAAUUGAACACAUAGAUAAAUAAUUAAAAUCCAUGAUCCACAUCUGUACGCUGAUUCCUGCUUUCUGUUCCUCUUCAGAAAGCAUUUCCCUGAAAUAGUGCAUGCUGAAAUGACUUGCAGUAAAUCAAUAAAGCAUGAAUUUAUAAAUGA
This is a messenger RNA of Silurus meridionalis, 9118 nucleotides long. It is a transcript of the gene piezo1, whose product is annotated as piezo-type mechanosensitive ion channel component 1. The coding region runs from base 571 to 8097 and encodes 2508 amino acids. The transcript has 49 exons. The record is from RefSeq and is a predicted model, not a curated record. Lineage: Eukaryota; Metazoa; Chordata; Actinopteri; Siluriformes; Siluridae.